Messenger RNA from Homarus americanus (American lobster), 807 nucleotides. Its product is annotated as 2-oxoglutarate dehydrogenase, mitochondrial-like. Lineage: Eukaryota; Metazoa; Arthropoda; Malacostraca; Decapoda; Nephropidae. Gene Ontology annotation, molecular function: thiamine pyrophosphate binding; oxoglutarate dehydrogenase (succinyl-transferring) activity. Gene Ontology annotation, biological process: tricarboxylic acid cycle. The annotation marks the transcript as partial. Gene Ontology annotation, cellular component: oxoglutarate dehydrogenase complex; mitochondrion. The transcript is spliced from 4 exons. The record is from RefSeq and is a predicted model, not a curated record.
ACCUGUACAUAUUGCUGAGGUGAUGUAGAUAUAUGAGAAUAACACUUUUUUGUUCUUACUUAUAAUCAUGAAAUAUAUUUACUUGAUUUUCUGCAGGUGGACAAAUCCCAAUACAAUGCUCUGGCAAACCUGUACCCAGAUCAAGCCCCCUACACAGUGUGCAACUCAUCUCUCUCUGAGUAUGCAGUGUUGGGCUUUGAGCUUGGUUUCUCCAUGACGAAUCCCAAUGCUUUGGUUCUCUGGGAGGCUCAGUUUGGUGACUUCAACAACACAGCACAGUGCAUCAUUGAUCAGUUUAUAUCCUCUGGGCAGUCAAAGUGGAUCAGACAAACUGGUCUUGUUUUGUUGUUACCACAUGGCAUGGAAGGCAUGGGACCUGAACACUCCAGUUCCCGCCUUGAGCGCUUCCUGCAGAUGACCUCAGACGAUCCAGAUGUUCUCCCUGCAUUUUCAAGUGACUUCGCAAUCCGGCAGUUGUCUGAUAUCAACUGGAUUGUUGCUAACUGCUCCACCCCAGGCAACUUGUUCCACGUCCUUCGAAGACAAAUUGCUCUUCCCUUCAGAAAACCACUGAUUAUCAUGACCCCUAAAUCUCUCCUCCGUCACCCAGAAGCCAAAUCCUCCUUUGAUGACAUGGUUGAGGGAACUGAAUUCCAAAGAAUAAUCCCAGAGGCUGGCCCAGCAGCAAAGAAUGAAGCAGGUGUAAAGCGCCUCAUUUUCUGCUCGGGCAAGGUGUACUAUGACUUGGCAGCUGCCCGCAAAGAAGCUGGUAUUGAGGAUUCGAUUGCAAUUGCAAGAGUGGAACAG